AUGGCAGACACCAACUCACCCAACAAGAAACUGAAAGCAGACCACACCAACGGCUUAGAGCCCACCAACAACAACGACGACUCCCUCAUCACCUCCACCGACCCCUCCCAUCCCGCAAAUUACAUCUCCUCCCUCUGCCGCCAAUUCUACACCCACGGCUGGGUCACCGGCACCGGCGGCGGCCUGUCCAUCAAACAUGGAAAGCACGUAUACCUCGCGCCCUCGGGUGUGCAGAAAGAGCUCAUGAGGCCUGAAGAUAUGUUUGUCAUGGACCAUGAGAGCGGGGAGUAUCUGCGGCGGCCGAAGGCUCUCAAACCCUCCGCCUGCACACCCCUCUUCCUCUCCGCCUUUACGCAACGCGGCGCUACAUGCUGCAUUCAUACCCAUUCCCAAUGGGCCGUCCUCAUCACCCUAAUCUGCGAAGCCGGCCUGCAGAACCACCCCGACGGCUCUAGCAGAGACUGCUUCGCAAUCCGCGAAAUCGAGCAGAUCAAGGGAAUCUCCCGCGGCGGUGUCGGAUCUCAAGUCAUUCUCGAGGGCGGACGUAAGGCAGGCAAUUUGAGCUACUUUGAUACCAUGAAGAUUCCGAUUAUUGAGAAUACCGCGCAUGAGGAGGAUUUGAAGGAUACGUUGGAGAAGGCUAUGGUGGAGUGGCCGGAGACGUGUGCGGUGUUGGUUAGGAGACAUGGACUGUAUGUGUGGGGGAAGGAUGUGGCGCAGGCGAAGACGCAGUGUGAGAGUUUGGAUUAUUUGUUUCAGUUGGCGGUGGAGAUGCACAAGAUGGGGUUGAAGUGGGUGUAG
This is a messenger RNA of Fulvia fulva, 801 nucleotides long. Its product is annotated as Methylthioribulose-1-phosphate dehydratase. Bases 1 to 801 code for a protein of 266 amino acids. The record is from RefSeq and is a predicted model, not a curated record. Gene Ontology annotation, cellular component: cytoplasm. Lineage: Eukaryota; Fungi; Ascomycota; Dothideomycetes; Mycosphaerellales; Mycosphaerellaceae. Gene Ontology annotation, molecular function: metal ion binding; methylthioribulose 1-phosphate dehydratase activity. The transcript has 2 exons.